Molecule: messenger RNA, 1327 nt
Organism: Mesocricetus auratus (golden hamster)
Lineage: Eukaryota; Metazoa; Chordata; Mammalia; Rodentia; Cricetidae
Product: translation initiation factor IF-2-like
Exons: 3
Coding region: 1-1215 (404 amino acids)
Source: RefSeq, a predicted model, not a curated record
AUGGUUUGCUGUGAGCAGAUAGCGAGCCCAGCCAAACAUGCCCGGGCCCGCCCGGGAGGCUUAGCCUUGCGAGAGGAACACGGGAGCUUAUUUUGGUCUGGUGGAACUGCCGGGGGGCCUGUGCGCCCGCGCUGGGCAGCUGCCAGCUGCUGGCGGCAUCCAGAGGCGCAUCGGCGGCUAUUUGCUGGCACGAGGUUGGGGGUGGGGGUACCCUCCCUCGCAGCGGUUUCUCCCGAGCCGGGACGCUCGCCCCGCGUGCGCGCGAAGCGGGAAACGGCUUCCCGCCGCCGGACGGGACUGGAGCCACGGAGCUCACCUCACCAGGCAGGACCUGUGAUCGCUCGCUCGCUCUCCCGUCGGGUCCCCACCGCGCCACCGCGCGCUGCCGUCCGCACCCAUCCCGCACAGGGUCGGCCUGACCCGGUCGCGCAACGAGCGGCCAGCCAGCUAGCCAGCCAGCCGCGCGCUAACCGCGCGUCCAGACGCCGCGCCUCCCCGCAGCUCGUGCGCCCGGCUGGCCGCAGGGGGGGUCCUCCAUCCCGCCGCAGCCAGGCUCGCCCGGCCCCGUCCCGCGCCCUGGCGCAGCCCGAGGAACAGAGGGCGCCGGCCGAGGCCCCGUCCCUAACGGGCGGGAAAGCCCGGAGUCCCCGCCCGCCGCCCCCACCCCAGGAGGCCCGGUGCGGACUGGAUAACAGCCAAUCAGCGCCUUGUUUACACUCGGUGAUGGACAGCCCGCUGGCGGGGUGCCAACCAAUCACGGCGACCCCGCGGAAGGGAGGGGGGGCGGGGAAAGAGGCGGGCGGCCGGCCGGCCUCCGAGCUCCGGUUUAACUCCUUGGCGUCCGCGCCGGAAAGAGAGACUGGAGAAACCAGAAGGAGUCUUCGCUGUGCCGUUUGGCAUCUACUGAAAUGCCACCACCACCCCCUCCACCCCGCCCCAACACGCACAAGAAAAAGAGGAGCAGGCAUUAUGUAUUCAUCGCCACCAAGACAUCACCUCUCCUUCUUGAGAAUAAAUAACAUUUGGAUAGGCAACCAAAUUCUCACCGAAAUAUUUGCUCGCAGAAUGGCUUAUUUUUUCUUUUCCCCCCCAAAGCGGUUUGGUACUGAUUAUGAUAAAGGGAAUUGUUUGGAGGCUGUUUUCCAUUGUAGUGCGAGUCUUGUGAAUGUAUGCAAGGACGAGAAACAAACGCUAAGCACGGUCUUCACACCAUGACAACCACCCCUAAAAUUACCAAGUGAAGGUAUUUUUAAAAUCUGGGAGCUGAUGGAGAAAGCAAACCCUUAUCUUAGCAACAGAGCCUCGAUUUCCAUCUCGGUUGUCGCUG